GUUGCACUGAUCUGGCUUUAGUUUUUAGUCUUUUUGCUCUUCAGAUUUCCCUUUCUCUCUUGUUAAAAAAAAAGAAAGAUUCUUUCCUUGUUAAAGAGCUCCAAUGCACAAGGGGUGGGGAAGUUGAUGCACAUGGUGUGUUUGUGACUUUUCUUGAGAGAGAGAGAGAGAGAGAGAGAGGGAUGUGAAGUUCUAAUCAUGGAUGUGCUUCUGGCAUUUACAUGUGCUUCAAUCACCUCUACCCACUUCAUAUAAUUCUAUACUUUCCAUCUUCCCUCCAAAAACUCUCUCUAUCUCUUGCUCACUCGCCCGCUCGCUCUUGUGUAUAUAUAUUCCUAAUUUUCUAGCAUUAAAAGAGGGCUUGAAAACAGCAGAGAUGAGCAAUAGUCCAGCAGCACCUUGCACUAGAUCAUGGUCCAUUAGUGAGGACUCAUUGAGGAGGUACGUGUUCUAUGCAAGUGAGAACUGUAUUCAGGAGCUGUUGUCAGCUUCUGACGCAAACAGGGUCGGGAAUGGGAAUGAUGGGUGGAAGGUAGUGACACUUGACAAUGGAGUAGAGAUAUCAAAGCGCCGGUCUGGAUCACUCCACACUUUUCGGAGCCGGUGGCUGUUAAGAUCAGUCUCUCCCCAGCAAUUCAUUACUGUUGCCAAUGCAAUUGAUGCUGCAAAGCAAUGGGACUCUGAUUUGAUGGAAGCUAGGUACAUAAAAGAUCUUGAAGACAACCUCAGCAUAAUCCGGCUAAGGUUCGGGGAGAACUCUAAGCCUCUGUUUCGAAACAGAGAGUUCAUCGUCUAUGAGCGGCGUGAAACCAUGGAUGAUGGGACUCUGGUGGUAGCAGUGGCUUCACUGCCUAAAGAAAUAGCAGCUGGAUUGCAUCCAAGGCAAAACAAUGCAAUCAGAGGACUUUUGCUUCAGUCAGGAUGGGUAGUUGAGAAGCUUGAUGAUGACUCUUGUAUGGUCACCUAUGUUGUUCAGGUAAAAGAAGACAAUCUCAAUGAACAAAGCUUGUGUCAGGCAUGUGGUAGUUGGAUCCAGCAGGGUGGCUACCAAAGUGCUUUGUGAAUCGACUGAAUACAAAACUGGUCAUGAUCAUUGAAAACCUUAGGAAAUUAGUUCAAGGUUGUCCCACCAAUGGUGGUGAUACAUGAUGAUUUACAUGGUGUAAUUUAAGGGAAAUAAGGAAAUGUGAGUAAGAUUUUUAUAUAUAUAAUUACAGCAUCAAUUUAAAAAUUAUCUAUAAUCUUGAUAACCUCUCUCUCUCCCAAGUCAACUACCUCACUUGCACAGAUCAUGGCACCAUUUACAAGGUUUUUUAAGAUCAACCCCACAUGUUAUACAGUGGACAACAUGAUGAUUCAAGGAUCUCUUUUGUGGGAUCCAACAUUUCCAAAGCUCAGGCACUCGAU
Camellia sinensis is the source of this 1407-nucleotide messenger RNA. RefSeq names its product Polyketide cyclase/dehydrase and lipid transport superfamily protein. Gene Ontology annotation, molecular function: lipid binding. Lineage: Eukaryota; Viridiplantae; Streptophyta; Magnoliopsida; Ericales; Theaceae. The record is from RefSeq and is a predicted model, not a curated record.